UUCAUCUUAUCAGCUCAAGAAACAUGGCAGAGCAGGUCACGGAGAUGGCAAUCAAAGUGGAUCUUCAAUGUUGUCGCUGUUACAAGAAGAUCAAGAAAAUCCUGUGUGAGAUCCCUCAAGUAAAAGAUCGAACCUUUGACGAGAAACAAAACACAGUGAAGAUCAAAGUAGUGGGUUGUGAUCCUGAGAAGGUCCGACAAAAGAUAUGUUGCAAGGGAGGAGAUAUCAUUCUACGCAUCGAUAUUAUACUCCCUCCACCACCUCCCCCACCACCACCUCCGCCACCUCCUCCACCUCCCCCACCGCCACCUCCGCCACCUCCCCCUCCUCCUCAACCGGUGUAUGUGAUGGGGAAGGUGUACGUUUGUUUCUCAUGUCAUAAUCAGGGUUGUGGUCGGUUAUGUCCAUGCAAUUGUCAUUGCGAGGGGCCACCAAUGUGCGCUGAUGGAUGUGGGAGACCGGCCCACAAGUGCACAUGCCGGAGACCUAUUUACCCACAGUGUUGCAAUCGCUGUAGCUAUGGAAACGCCUCUUCAUCAUGCCUGCAUGGUUGUGACUACGGAAGGCUAUCGGUAUGCACCAAUGCCGGCUACGACUGCGAAACUUCCUGCAUGCUCAUGUGAGGAGAGUAUUGAAGUAUUUGCCGAAAUGAGGUUUUCAUUCCCGUGACUUAGUGUUUUUAUGAGAUCUAUCAAAUCACGAGAUGAAUCUUCUACCUCGCACGAUGCUUCCUUUACUGGCUCAAUAAAUACCAACUAUUAAGUUAUGAAAAUGAGAUUUCAGCAAUAGUUAAGAUUUAUUAAUGCACUGAGAGAAGCAUGGUAUAUAGUAUAUUCCAUUAGAUAUAUGUUGUUGUCGCAUCUUGAUUACGUGUACACAAACGGGUUGAUAUGUUGUAUUAUGCUUACAUAGGUUUUAACUUAUUACCCUUUGUAUUACCUAUCACCUACGGUGGUCUUUAAUGUAUUUGCUGAUUUGAUACUUGUAACAUACGGUUAUGGGUGUAUCAUGGCCGAUAUAGUUUAUUUAGAUGAGAUUCCAUA
Messenger RNA from Eucalyptus grandis, 1043 nucleotides. RefSeq names its product protein PYRICULARIA ORYZAE RESISTANCE 21-like. NCBI's taxonomy places the organism in Eukaryota, Viridiplantae, Streptophyta, Magnoliopsida, Myrtales, Myrtaceae. The record is from RefSeq and is a predicted model, not a curated record. Gene Ontology annotation, molecular function: metal ion binding. The transcript has 3 exons. The coding region runs from base 24 to 623 and encodes 199 amino acids.